Molecule: messenger RNA, 2347 nt
Organism: Humulus lupulus (European hop)
Lineage: Eukaryota; Viridiplantae; Streptophyta; Magnoliopsida; Rosales; Cannabaceae
Product: ABC transporter G family member 5
Exons: 1
Coding region: 156-2117 (653 amino acids)
Cellular component (GO): membrane
Molecular function (GO): ABC-type transporter activity; ATP binding; ATP hydrolysis activity
Source: RefSeq, a predicted model, not a curated record
AUCCAUAUAAAAUUAUUUUAAUAAAAUAAAUAAUAAAAAAACGAAAAGAAAGAAAAGAAAAGAAGAAACUGGUGCAGUUGGUGUCUUUAUUUACUUCUACUAAACAAACACUUUCUCAGAGAGCUAGCUAAAAACAAUAAGCAAAAAGUCCAGUAAUGAAAACAGAUACAGAAAGAGCUGCCUCAAUGAAGAAACAAGGCUGUGAGAUUGAAGCCAUAGGGAUCAACUACAAGAUUCAAACAGAGAACCCUUUUAAGAUUUUCACCAGAAAACCACAUCAGAGUCAUCAAGCUGUUGAUCGAGAACCAGAAGAGUCACCUAAAGUAAUUGAAAAAGCGUUUAAUAAAGGAGGCAGGCAAGUGUUAAAAGAGGUGAACUGCCGUGCUAAACCAUGGGAAGUCCUCGCCAUUGUUGGCCCGAGCGGAGCUGGGAAAUCAUCUCUGUUGGAAAUCUUAGCAGGGAAAGUCACACCAGAGAGUGGUUCCAUAUUCAUCAAUGGAAAACCUGUUGAAGCUGAGUUCAAGAAGACUUCAGGCUAUGUCACACAGAAGGACAUGCUUUUCCCUUUACUUACAGUUGAAGAAACCUUGAUGUUUAGCGCCAAACUGAGGCUGGGGCUUCCUCCAGUUCAGUUGAGCUCGAGAGUGAGAUCACUGAUCGAGGAGCUCGGCCUAAGCCGUGUAGCUGGAGCUCGAGUAGGGGAUGACAGGGUCCGGGGCAUAUCUGGUGGAGAAAGGCGACGUGUUUCAAUUGGUGUGGACGUGAUUCAUGAUCCGAAAGUGCUGAUUCUUGACGAACCAACCUCGGGACUUGACAGUACUUCUGCACUACAAAUUGUAGACAUGCUAAAGACAAUGGCUGAAACCAGAGGAAGAACCAUCAUCCUCAGUAUUCAUCAACCUGGGUUUAGAAUCGUUAAGUCCUUCAAUUCAAUCCUUUUGUUGGCUAAUGGCUCUGUUCUUCAUCAUGGUACAAUUGAUCAGCUUGGUGUGAAUUUGAGGCUAAUGGGAUUAGAAGUUCCUCUUCAUGUAAAUCUGGUUGAGUUCGCUAUUGAAUCCAUUGAAAGCAUUCAAGAACAAGUCAAUAAAAAGCUGCCACAAUUGCUAUCAACAACAACAGCAACAACAACAACACAACAGAAGAAAGGAGAUGCUCAUGGUGAGAACAAGAGCGGCAAGUUCACUCUCCAGCAGCUAUUUCAACAAUCAAAGGUCAUUGAUGAGGACAUAGUAACUGCCAGUAUUGAUUUCCCUCGAGACUUUGCCAACUCAAGGCUGAAGGAGACGAUUGUUCUCACUCACAGAUUCUCCAAGAACAUAUUCCGAACCAAGGAGCUCUUUGCAUGCAGGACUGUUCAAAUGUUGGUCUCUGGUCUAGUCUUGGGAUCAAUCUUCUAUGAUCUUAAAGAUAAUUUAAUUGGAGCUCAAGAAAGGGUAGGUCUAUUUGCAUUCAUUUUAACUUUCUUGUUAUCAUGCACUACAGAAGCUCUACCUAUCUUUUUGCAAGAAAGGGAGAUUGUGAUGAAGGAGACCUCUUGCGGGAGCUACAGAGUCUCAUCCUACGCUAUAGCUAAUGGCUUAGUCUAUCUGCCAUUUCUACUCACCCUGGCCGUUUUAUUUACCUCACCCUUAUAUUGGCUUGUUGGAUUGAACAAGAAUUUCAUGGCAUUUUUGCACUUCUUGUUGCUAAUCUGGUUGAUCUUAUACACUGCAAACUCGGUUGUGGUGUGUUUCAGUGCAUUGGUACCUAAUUUCAUAGUUGGAAACUCAGUCAUUGCCGGUGUCAUGGGAUCUUUCUUUCUGUUCUCUGGUUACUUCAUAUCACAGAAUGAGAUUCCAGGUUACUGGAUUUUCAUGCAUUACAUAUCCCUGUUUAAGUAUCCAUUUGAAGGGUUUCUAAUAAAUGAGUUUUCUAACUCUGGCAAGUGCUUGGAGCACCUGUUUGGAAAGUGUAUGAUGACAGGGGAUGAUAUUCUCAGAGAAGAAGGGUAUGGAGAAGAAAGUAGGUGGAGGAAUGUGGGAGUCAUGGUGGGAUUCAUCUUGGUUUACAGGUUCAUCUCUUAUGUCAUUCUUAGAUGUAGAUGUUCUCAAAGAGGACUAAAGAGUGUCCUCGUUUAAAGUACUUGUAUUUUACUCUCUUUCUCUCUCUCACGAGUGUGUUUAAUUGUUCACAUGUUUUCGAAUUUGCCUAAGAUAGUAGUAGCAUCUACAGAACUGUUAUAUUAAUAAAAGAACAUAGAAAAAGAAAAUUGAAAAAAAAAAAAAAAGACUUUGCUACAGUUUCAGUACGUCAUAUGUGUUCUGAUUUAUGUAAACCUUAUAAUGAGAAUCUCUCUUUUUCUCUCUUA